GACCGGGCGCGGGCAGAGCGCGGCGGCGCGGGUGUAUUCUAGAGAAUAAGUCUUCAAACAUCUUUGCCAUAUUGACUCCGAGUUGCCAGGGGACUCAGGCUUAUGAGGAGGUACUGUCACACAAAACAGUGUCUAGUGAAGACGACAAGAAAGUGGGGAAAGGAUUGGAAAAAGAAGCUAAAACGCUAUAGAAAACCAUGAGAUCUAUUAGAUCUUUUGCCAAUGAUGAUCGCCAUGUUAUGGUGAAACAUUCAACAAUCUAUCCAUCUCCGGAGGAACUUGAAGCUGUUCAGAAUAUGGUGUCUACUGUUGAAUGUGCUCUUAAACAUGUGUCAGAUUGGCUCGAUGAAACAAAUAAAGGCACAAAAACAGAGGGUGAGACAGAAGUGAAGAAGGAUGAGGCCGUAGACACCUAUUCCAAGGAUCAAGGUGGUCGGACAUUGUGUGGUGUAAUGAGGAUUGGCCUGGUUGCAAAAGGCUUGCUGAUUAAAGAUGAUAUGGACUUGGAGCUGGUUUUAAUGUGCAAAGACAAACCCACAGAGACCCUGUUAAAUACAGUCAAAGAUAAUCUUCCUAUUCAGAUUCAGAAACUCACAGAAGAGAAAUACCAAGUGGAACAAUGUGUAGAUGAGGCUUCUAUUAUAAUUCGGAAUACAAAAGAGCCCACGCUAACUUUGAAGGUGAUACUUACUUCCCCUCUAAUUAGGGACGAAUUGGAGAAGAAGGAUGGAGAAAAGGUUGCGAUGAAAGAUCCUCCGGACUUAUUGGACAGGCAGAAAUGCCUGAACGCCUUGGCGUCUCUUCGACAUGCCAAAUGGUUUCAGGCAAGGGCAAACGGAUUAAAAUCAUGUGUAAUUGUCCUCCGCAUUCUGCGUGAUUUGUGCAACAGAGUUCCCACAUGGGCACCAUUAAAAGGAUGGCCACUAGAGCUUAUAUGUGAAAAGUCUAUAGGUACUUGUAAUAGACCUUUGGGCGCUGGGGAGGCCUUGAGACGAGUAAUGGAGUGUUUGGCAUCUGGAAUACUACUUCCUGGGGGUCCUGGUCUACAUGAUCCUUGUGAGCGAGACCCAACAGAUGCUCUCAGCUAUAUGACCGUCCAGCAAAAGGAAGAUAUUACCCACAGUGCACAGCAUGCACUCAGACUAUCAGCCUUUGGCCAGAUUUAUAAAGUGCUGGAGAUGGACCCCCUUCCAUCUAGUAAGCCUUUUCAGAAAUAUUCCUGGUCAGUUACUGAUAAAGAAGGUGCUGGGUCUUCAGCUCUGAAGAGGCCAUUUGAAGAUGGAUUAGGGGAUGAUAAAGAUCCCAAUAAGAAGAUGAAACGAAACUUACGGAAAAUUCUGGAUAGUAAAGCAAUAGACCUUAUGAACGCACUAAUGAGACUAAAUCAGAUCAGGCCUGGUCUUCAGUAUAAGCUCUUGUCUCAAUCUGGCCCUGUUCACGCCCCAGUCUUCACAAUGUCUGUAGAUGUGGACGGUACAACAUAUGAAGCCUCAGGACCAUCCAAGAAAACAGCAAAACUUCAUGUAGCAGUGAAGGUGUUACAAGCAAUGGGAUACCCAACGGGCUUUGACGCAGAUAUUGAAUGUAUGAGUUCCGAUGAAAAAUCAGAUAAUGAAGGCAAAAAUGAAACAGUGUCUUCAAACUCAAGCAAUAAUACUGGAAAUUCUACAACUGAAACCUCCAGUACCUUAGAGGUCAGAACUCAGGGCCCUAUCCUCACAGCAAGUGGCAAAAAUCCUGUCAUGGAGCUCAAUGAAAAAAGAAGAGGUCUUAAGUAUGAACUCAUCUCGGAGACUGGUGGAAGCCAUGACAAACGCUUUGUAAUGGAGGUAGAAGUAGAUGGACAGAAAUUCAGAGGUGCAGGUCCAAAUAAGAAAGUGGCAAAGGCAAGUGCAGCUUUAGCUGCCCUGGAGAAGCUGUUUUCUGGACCCAAUGCAGCAAAUAAUAAGAAAAAGAAGAUUAUCCCUCAGGCAAAGGGUGUUGUGAAUACAGCUGUGUCUGCAGCAGUCCAAGCUGUUCGGGGCAGAGGAAGAGGAACUCUAACAAGGGGAGCUUUUGUUGGGGCUACAGCUGCUCCUGGCUACAUAGCUCCAGGCUAUGGAGCACCGUAUGGUUACAGCACAGCUGCCCCUGCCUAUGGUUAAUACUUUUAAGCAGUUUUCAGCACGUUUAUCUCACUUUAUUCUCGUUCUCCUCGGACCUUCGUAGCCAUAUCACUUGUAUAAAAUAGGCUGAGAUCUAGUGACUGUAAGCUGUGGUCUCAGUAAACAAAGGUAAGCUCUUUUAUUUUCUGAUUAAAGAGAAAAAUAACUAAAAGUCAAUGAACACAACGUGCAUAUAUGACAAUCAUACAGGAUGUAUUUGAUCUCUUAGGUCUUAUGUCAUCAUAUUACCUUUAAAAUUUUUAUGAUCUAAAUGUAAAAUAGUUAUUUUCAGCGUUUGUUUUAAUACCCUUGUAAUUACUUUUUAUUCAAGAGAGACAUUUCACUUUUACGAGUUAAAUGUGUAUAUGUGUGUAGAAACUUACGAUAUUACAUGUAUGUGAAUUACACACAUGGACCUGUUUAAAUAAAAGAAUUCGGUGGUGGGGAGUUCACCUGAGAAGACUUUAACGUCAGGGCACUCUUCUGGCCAAAGUGCUGGAAUUCUAUAAGCCGCGAGGUUGGUAACAUUGCCCGUAGGACCCAUUUACACGUAGCUGUUACACAAACGGAGGAUCAAAGUGCCAAUUUCUCAAGGAGAGAAAUUUUUCUGAGAAAUGAAAAUCUCUGAUCUGUGUUGUAUGCCCUAAUACAACAGCAGCAAGAAGCCAUAAAAAGAAAAAGCAAUAGAAAACAAACAAAAAAACCAAAAUAUUAAGGUAACUAUGGAAGAAUAUGUAAUUGACUGAGUUAAGCUAUUUGUAGAACCAACUUUGGCAAGACUCAGAAUGGUAAAUACCCAGUCUGCAGAGACCAAAUAGACAGAAGGCAGUUCGUCUAUCUGUCUUUUCCAGGUUAGGCAGCUAGACGAUUGAUUUCCCACCUGACACAGCCAUCAUGGAGUUCAUUUAAAAGAUGGGAGGGUUAGGCCAAAUAUUUUAGUAAGGGUUUGCUUCAUUUAGUGUGUCCCAUAAAUACAUUUCAUAUGUGUUAGAUGUUCUUUGCUGAGGCCAUAUUUGAUAUAUAGAGAUUAAAAUGAAUUUCAUGUUUUAUAUGUCUCUAAGUAGCAGUUUUCUUGUUAUUACUAACUUUGAAGGUUGCUGGAACAUUUUUUCCCCGUACAAAACCUGUAUUACGUCGAAUGUGGUUUUGGCAUCUAUAGAAGGUUGUAUGAGGUCUAGCUAACUAGUACUACAUACAUUCCAGUCCUUAUCGAGCAGCCGGGGUGCCCGUUAUGUGCCAGGUCCUUCUCUGGGUACUAGCGAAACAGUGUCUCUGCCCCGUGAAAACAUUUCAAGUUCGAGAGUCUCCUUGUUGGUGGAAUUGGGCCGAUUAUAAACGUCCUAGGGUGGGAGACACAUGGUGCAUUAGCAGUGUCAAAAGAUAAGUAACUGGGUUGGUAGUUUAUAAAUUAUCUAGUAAUGUAGGCCCUCUGGUAUCACUGAACUGGCCUGGCCAUCAUUUGGAAAUUCACUCAUUUUAAAUAUUUCCCUGGCAGUUUUGAGAGCCUGAAACCAACUCUGGUUUAUGUUCAUGGCCCUCUCUCCAAGUAAGUGAAUGGAAUGAAAUGACGAACAAAUAUUCCAGUCCUUUAAAGCAGUUUUUAUAGUAUAGCAGGGACCAUAGUGGUUGCUUUAAACACUGACACCAUUUUUUCGAUGACAAGUGAGGGAAAUUUUACCCUUAUAAUCAUCAUUCAUUAUAACUUACCUGUUUGUUAGAUUUCUUUAAUAACUGCAGUGGAGGCAAAUCUUCAGUAGUGAGUUAGGGGAAUGAACUAAGAUUUGCAGAUGCGCCCGCACCCAUUCCCCCCAGCAGUUAGAUUUCUAGCAAUCUAGAGCCCGAGGAACUAGGGACAUUAGGAGCAGUUAAAGCUGCUCUGUGAAUGGUCCUCCGGUACCUCCCACUCAGCACAGGCCGGUGCGUCCUGGGGGCGGUGGGGUUAGAGGGAGCAGGGGGCAGGGUCUCUCUGAAGUCCUCAGAGCAAGAAACGUCCUGCUGUAUUUGUACUUGCAAACUAUAAGGAUCUGAUGCCAUGCAGUGACCAGAGGUUUCUCAGUGUUACUAGGAGGCCUGGAAGGGAGACAGGUAGCGAACGAGUAACGGCCAGAGUUAAGUUACUGCCUGCUGCUGGGAUGCGGUGCAGCAUGGAUGUCUCUAGCGGGAGCUUACAGAGCGCACGCUAGUACUUCUUACGUAAGAAGCUGUCUCUUCCCUUCCUCAUCCCAUCUUCCAGAGAGGCGGUUUUAAGUCAAGAACUGAAGUUGAGUUAGCUGUAAGAAUAGAUAUCCUUUCCCACAUUAUCAUUUUAGGUAGGAGCUAACAGCUUCCAUUGAUACUUGAUGCAGUGAUCUUUGGAGAUUUUUAAAAAAUAGCUCCAUACUGCAAAUUAGGUUAUGUAAGCUUUACAGCAUAGCUAGAAAUAGGGAGUAGAAACCAUGUGGGAAUCUGGGCCAAAGCAUUUCUCUCCCUCCAGCAAAUUCCCAUGAGGCUUGGGGAUUAGAUGAGUUAAUUCACGUAAGGUGCUUGGAAUAGUACCUGGUGCACAGUAAGUACUCAGGAAAUGUUGACAGUUCCUAUCACGGUUGGCUGAAGGGACAGAAGGCAUGUGAGGGAGGCAGCGAGCCUGUGCUGGCAGGUAGGGGAGAAGCCAGUGCAUGGCCUGCUCAGGGGGAGCUGCAUUGGUUCCUUGGUAUUUAUAGGUUUGGGGUGCUUCCACACUUUGAGAGAGGACCCCUGGCAUCUGGGGACUAAACAGGAAGCAUAAAGCAAACACUUAGCGGGAGAGGUAGUGUGGGGAGGUCGCUGCAGAUCCGUGCUGACUGAAAAUGCUCGCGUUUCUAUGGUGGUGGUGAAAUCGCUGGCUGGUCUCCUGCCAGGGAGUUGGAAAUACUUGCUUAGGGAUGUAAGUGUGCUUAGAACUUCAAAAGGGCUGAGCUUAGGACAUCACCGGCUGAUUCCAGCUUUCUUCCCAGUGCAUUAAUAAGAAAAAGAGGUGUGUGAUUGCAGCUGGCAUGGGAAGCCAACAUCCAGAGCUGGCCAGUGUUUGGCAGGUAGAAAGCAAGUUGUUAUAAACCACAGAAAGAGGAGCCUGGGUGGCAUGCCUAGAAGGCCACGGACUUCUCUAGAAGUCAGUCUAGAAGGCCGAUGCUUCUCUGCACAGCAUUCCUGCAGCAUCUCUCUCCCAGUCCGCUUCAGCGCUUUGGAACAAAUUGGCACUCGUCACCACGUGAGGCCUCCCGGGUGUGUGAAUCUUAGGAAAAACACGUCUGCCUGUCCAUCCAUCUCCUUCUCUUUUUGGAAAAGGAAAGAUGGGUAGAUGGUCAGACGGGCGCCGCCGGUUAUACAGCUGCUGGUCUCCUUCUGUGAGGGCUUUGGUUGCCCUGAGGAAGGGUGGGCAGGAGCGUGCGUCCCUGUCUGUGAGCAGGUGGUACUGCACGCUCAGUGGGGAUUACAGACUGAGUUCUCUCUCUCUUUUUUUUAGGUUGAAUUCUGUGACGCUCUAAGUUUAUAAAAACUGUGUAGACAGGGACUGAGCAUUACCUUUAAAGGCAAAUAAGACAGGCUUGCAUGAUAGUCAGGAGGGUUUUUUGUUUUUUGUUUUUUUUCCUUUUAAUUGUACCAAAGGCAUUUAUUGUUUGCAGUGGUAAGUGAAAGAGGAGGGGACUCAGCAGCCCCCAGCUCCAGGGGGAACUCCAAAGACCUGCUCUCUCACUGCAGCCCCAAAGCGGAAGGCUUUUCUUGACUCCAAGAGAUACUCCUAUAACUAAUGUCCUGGCAGAAGCCACCGCGUGCCCCAGCUGUGGCUGUUUGGAGGAGCCACUGCCUCAAUGAGCCAAGACUGAGGGAGGCCUUUGUUUCCUUUUUUCUUUCCUCCUCUCCCCUGCCACCCCCCCGCCCCCCGCCUUGACCAGUCAGUUUAACUUGGUCCUUCUAAGGAGAGUCUUGGUCUUUACUUGGCAGAACUUUGCCUUUUCUGCAGACGGCGCUGCCUUUGCUGGGGUAUCGUCGGCCCAGGCAGCUGGAGGGAGGCCGGCUAGCGCGUCCCAGCCAGAGGUGUUGGCCGUGCCUCCUUGGCUGCUUCUGGUCCACAGGAGGCAGCGGUAGCCUGGCCGCGGAGCGGGCAUUCUCUUAGCACGGCCUCAGGGCCGGUCUCUCAGUCUUGGUCUGGUUUCACCUACCGUGAGCCUGCGGGAGGUUGGGAAGAACGGUCUCUGCCUUACCUGUCAGCUAAAUGUUUUCAGGGAGUGAAGGCAAUAACAGCCUUCCGUUUAAGUUAUUUUGGGCUGCGGGCAGCGGCAGAUUGAAGGAACAGAAGAAAGAAAAGGAAGAAAUGCUCAAAUUGCUCUCUUGUGUGGGCCAGGCACUCAGACAUUCUUCUCCAACAAGCUUCUUGGAGGUAGGAUUCUUGUUUUACAACAGAAGAGACCGAGGCUCGGAGUUAAGCACUAGAGUUAGGAAUGAAACCCCACUGUGUGUGAUGCUAAAGCCUCGUUCCGUCACGCCCCGCGCGCAGUGGGUGCCGUCUGGACCAAGGAGAGGGGAGCACUGUGUGGCCGGAAGGAGGUGCAGGCAGUGGGCCGGGUCGAUCGGGGCCUCCGGGGCACAGGGCCUUGAGCUCAAAGGCUCCUGUGCUGAAGCCAGGCUCUCUGACUUGAGGUUGUUCUGGACCAGAUAUCCUGGGCUUUUAGGGCUAUUUUCUGUUAGACCAAUUGGAUUAGGUGGUUUAAUAAACUGGAAAGAUAGGAGAUAAGAAAGAUAGAAGACUAAGGUGUGGCUGCAUUUUAAACAAAGGAAGCUGUUGUACUUCAAGCUUGUUUUUUCUGUUUGAAUAUCAAUGAGCACUUGAGGUCUUUGCUUGCAUUUAGCUAAUGGUUUGUUUAUUGGUAAUGGGAGUGCUUUGAAGACUUGAGCCUGGUGAGGUUUUGAGUUAUGGGGUAAAAGGAAGAGGAGCCCAGGGUGCUGGCAGCCCAGGUUUGAGGGGUCCUGGGGAAGUGGCAGGGGGCAGUGGCCUGUCCUGAUCAGCAGGACUUUCCCAGUCGAGGCUUCAGGACAGGCCGCCAGCCUGAAGGUAGCAGGCAGGCCCCUGCCCCAACCCCGGUUGGGCCGUGAUUGGUGAUCCCCACUGGGGUGGCUUGGAGGUCUUGUGAGCCACUCUGCCGCCCCUGUCCCUUCUCCCAUUGCUGCACACCCGGCUGCUGGCUCCUUUGCUGAUGAUGGCCACUUGGGUCUCUGCCGGGGGAUGGAGACCGAAUCCUCUCCGGGGCAGAACAGUUCUCCCUCACCACAGGGCACGGUCCUUGGCAGUAGGCCGUUUCUCCGUGCCGUCUGCCAGGAUGCUGGAGGGGAGCAGGAGGAAGGAACUGUUUGAAACCCCGGUUGCCUGAGUUCCAGAACAGUGACUUGUGUGUGAGCAGGGUGAGCACCUGUCCCAACGCUCCCUUAGCAGUUCUUUCCCAGGGGCCGCGUCCUGCGCCGCUCCUGCGGUUUGGAGAAGCCGCGGCGUGUGCUUCGUUUCCACGGUGCGGACCAGGACGCAGAAGCCCACAGACCUCGCCAAGCCACCCAGCUUGUUUGUGGCCAAACACUGUGGCUCCUAGUAAGUGAGUUUUUAACCACACAGAAGAAAUAACAUGUCUUCCACUGUUUGUGGAGUUAACAGAAGCCCUUUCUUAGAGAUGAGAUUUAAAUUACACCACAACUGUGGGACCCAGAAAUGAUCUCCUUUUACAGAUGGAAGAAAUGGAGGCUUAGCCACAAUGACCUGCCCCAAAUUACACAGCCCUGCCACCGGCUCAGCUCGGCCCCCCGGCCUGAUAGCACUCACCGUGCGCAGUACUGGUGGUUUGUGAUCCUGCGGGGCGCUGCUGCCCGCCCCCUUUUCCAAACCGCCGGGCUGCCGGUUCCCCUCGGCGCUGUGAUGCAUUCCACGGGCCUCCCUUCCAGCUCCUGGAGUAGAUCCCUUGUGGUUGGAAACAAAAUAAGCAGAAACCUACGCUCCCCCUCCUUCCCUUACCCCCUGCCAUGUGGGGAGAAAAGAAUCCCGACUUCAGGCUUACUGGUCCGGUUCCUUUGGAGAACUGUUUGUGAGCUCGCCCCGGGCCAGGGGACGGACAGGUUAGCCUCAGCUCCAUGUUUCCGCACCAUCUUUUUUGCUCCGUAACCGGACUCUGCCACCACGUGCAAGUCAGCGAUGGCUGUUGGAGACCCCCAGGGGCCGGUGGGGGGCGCAGGGUGCGGUUAGGGUUGUACUUUGUGUAUUCAGCUUCACCGGCAUUUUGGCUGUCAUCUGUCUCUGCCCAGGCCUUCGGUGUGUGCUCCGACCAAAGGGGUCACCCUCACAGUGACACAUACCUGAGUGCUCUGAUGCUGGGAUCUUGUCGGACCCAUCCAUUAUGGAGACGGUCUCAGAAGUUGCUCAGCUUUCUAACACCCCUCAUGUCCCUAGAGGCUACAUAAGGAAAAUAUUGUGGACAUCUAGGAUGUGAGAAACCUCUGGAAGGUGGCACCUGGGGAACUCUGGAAAGCUGAAAGCCCCUCAAAAAGAGAUUCACUGAGAUUGAGGAAGGGGAGGACUUAUCCCUUAGCUAUUUAAAAGGGUUCUCUUUACUUGUAUGUGGCUCUAGAAGGGUAAGGAUGGUUAUAGAAAGCCGGUCGGGCAUUUUGGACUAAUGUGUGCUUCCCAUGAUGACAGGGCUGCCCUGGGAGAUUAGGUAUGGUGAGAAGCGGGGCCCGUGGUACCAGGAACGUUCAAGCAAGCUGUUGGCACAGUGCAGAGGAAUUCCUCGCAUGGGAUAUCAGGUUUGGAGGGAACACUGACGCAUAUGGGGACACUGUUGAGAGCGCUUCUCCCCUCUUGGACAUAGGAGUCGUUGAGAAAUCUUCACUGUCACUGCUGCUGCUUACCGCGCUCUGCGGUGGGGCAGAAGGAACAGCUGGAGAGAACGGGAGGGUUUUCGGCGUAGACUGCAGAGUAGAAGGUGAGCCCGUUGCCCGAGAGGCGUUGCCUGGGCGUCUGAACAGAUCAGCGCCGUCUCUGUGGUGGGCAAAAACUCGGGCGGGCCUUCCGCUCAGUGCAGGAGCCGGGCCUGUGAGGGCGGAGGACCCGAGCGGCCCUGACUGGAGUGCCGGAGUCUUCCCCCUGAGACGGCCACCCGAGCUGGGUGGGAGUCUGCCAGGAGGGUCGUGAGAGCUUUGAAGAAAGGGCUGGCGUGGCAGCGGGGGGCUGGGGGGGGGGGGGGGCGGCGGGGGGG
Molecule: messenger RNA, 9394 nt
Organism: Enhydra lutris kenyoni (northern sea otter)
Lineage: Eukaryota; Metazoa; Chordata; Mammalia; Carnivora; Mustelidae
Gene: STRBP
Product: spermatid perinuclear RNA binding protein
Exons: 18
Coding region: 198-2144 (648 amino acids)
Cellular component (GO): precatalytic spliceosome
Molecular function (GO): single-stranded RNA binding; double-stranded RNA binding
Source: RefSeq, a predicted model, not a curated record